CAAUUCAUUACGCUCUACGCUUGCGAUCGCGAAUAGUUCAGUAGUUGUCAGUUGAGGAAAGCAGAGUUUGUGUUGUGUUGUGCGGACAUGGCUUCCCGUAAAAAGCAAGACGAGAAAAACUUGAAAACUCUUCGCGAGUUAGCUGCCUUGUCUUCUAACAAGUACUGUUUUGACUGUAAUCAAAGGGGACCCACAUACGUAGAUAUAACAAUAGGCUCAUUUGUUUGCACUAAAUGUUCUGGAUUAUUGCGAGGCUUAACGCCCCCCCACAGGGUGAAGUCGAUCUCGAUGGCCACGUUCAACCAAGACGAGAUCACCCAGUUAGAAAGCAAGGGCAACGACUACUGCCGAAAGGUCUGGCUCGGCCUAUUCGAAGGCACUCCCCCUAACGACUCCAGAGACGAGCAGGCCAUCAAGGACUUCAUGGUCGAGAAAUACGAACGCAAAAGAUACUACAUGGAACCCAAGCACGUGCCGAAAAACGGCCACACGAAAACGACGCCCGCCGUCGCCGCCACCACGAACGGUCACACGAAGACGAUGCCCCUGAGCUCCAGCGCCGCGGCAAAGAUCGAACAGCCACCAAAGAAAGGGCACAAAAUGUCGUCCAGUUCGAAGAAGAACGACUUCAUGCCAAAAGACGCCCUAAGUAUCAUAUUCCCGUACCAGUCGGAGUACAGGAAGAGGCCGGAGGUGCCGACCAGCGUCUCGACGCCGAAGAGCGGAGGUGACUUUGUGGCGAAUUUCGACACAGCGGACAUUUUUAGUGCGUCGAAUAAUAACACGACGACGUCGACGCCGGUACAGCAACAACAACAGCAGGGAUUCGCAAAUUUCGACAACAACCCCGUGUUCAGUAAUAUUACCACUACUUCUAAUAACGCAAAUACAGAGUUCAGCAUCUUCGAUUUGGACUUUACCAGCUGCGGUCCAGUUUUAAACCAAGUGCCUCUUUUUCCUAAAUGUAAUGUGAAUAAAAACAGAUGGAGCUUGCCUCCAACCUCAACAUUAAACCAAAUGAAUCAACAUAGUCAGAAUAUAUCAAACAAUGUACCUUCCGAGGAUAGAUAUGCAGCUCUGAAGGACUUGGAUAACGCCCUCAAAACGCAGACUGCCUUAGACUGGAGCUCUAGUGGAUCAAAUGGAUCUUUAUACAGUUCGCCCACACCCACAGGAUCAAUGUACAGCAGUCCUUCACCGCAAAGUUCCUUGUUCGGCUCGCCUAAUCAAAGUCAAUUCUUGAAUGGUUUUGUAGCCCAACAAGAGAUGAAUGGAAUAUCCAACCCAUUUGGAAAUAAUGGUUUCAGUUGGAACAAUCCUAAAGUAAAUGGUAUGAAUGGAGGCAUGAAUGGUACAAAUGGUUUUCACCUGCAAAAUAAUUAUCAGAAUCCCUUCAGAGUGAGUGAAAUGAACAAUAAGAUGAACGGAUUUUCUCCAAUGGUGCAGCCUAAUGGAUUUCAAAUGGGUGGAGAUAUGUUAUGGAAUGCUAACCCGUUUAAGGUUGGGGCCACUACGAUGGGUUCAAAUAACCCGUUCUUAUGAGUUGUGAAUAAAAUUUGUAUGGUAAUCUCCUUCUACUUCAUCAGUCUAGCUGUUCAACAACAAAUGCUUCGAACCCAACUUUGCCAUAAUCAGCUAACACUGCAGUUUUUUAAAAGAAAACUAUUUAUUUAUUUAAAGGCCUCUAUGUAGCAAAAGGAUAUUAUACCAAAAAAUGCUUGUAAUCUUUUAUAUAUUUUUUAAAUGAGUGUAAAAUUAGUAUUCAUCUGAAUAUUAAAUAUUGUAUGCAAAGUUAUGAAAUUCAUCUCUGUUGCCUUUUUAUAAUGGGUGUAAAAAGGGUUAUUUAUUUAUGUUUCAUGUAACAGAAAUUUUUUACACCCUUUAUAAUUUCAUUGUAUGUCGAUUUAGAUAAGGAACAAAUCAUGAACAACCAAGUAGGUAGUAACUUGUUUUGUAUAUUUUUGGAAUCAGCCACUUUUAGGUUAAUGUCAUAAAAACUAUUUUUAAAUACUAAAGUUCAUAUUUGGUAAGUUUUAAUUGCUAAUGACAUUGUUCUGUGAUACAAAAAGGUGAAAAUACAAUUUUGUUGUACAGUAAAAUUACAAAAUUGUUACCUCUA
Harmonia axyridis is the source of this 2119-nucleotide messenger RNA. RefSeq names its product arf-GAP domain and FG repeat-containing protein 1 (gene drongo). NCBI's taxonomy places the organism in Eukaryota, Metazoa, Arthropoda, Insecta, Coleoptera, Coccinellidae. The coding region runs from base 88 to 1542 and encodes 484 amino acids. Gene Ontology annotation, molecular function: GTPase activator activity. The record is from RefSeq and is a predicted model, not a curated record. The transcript is spliced from 6 exons.